Messenger RNA from Radiomyces spectabilis, 1935 nucleotides. RefSeq names its product Alg9-like mannosyltransferase family-domain-containing protein. NCBI's taxonomy places the organism in Eukaryota, Fungi, Mucoromycota, Mucoromycetes, Mucorales, Radiomycetaceae. The record is from RefSeq and is a predicted model, not a curated record. Gene Ontology annotation, molecular function: alpha-1,2-mannosyltransferase activity. The transcript has 7 exons. Gene Ontology annotation, cellular component: endoplasmic reticulum membrane. Gene Ontology annotation, biological process: protein N-linked glycosylation. The coding region runs from base 1 to 1935 and encodes 644 amino acids.
AUGGUUUCCUUUAGAGCUGCACAGGAUCUGUUGAGCGAGUCCGGCACGUUUUCGUUCUCGCUAAAGACGGCAUUUCGCGUGCUUUUGAUCAUGCGUUGUGCUUCGGCAUUAUACAGCGUCAUCCAGGACUGCGAUGAAGUGUUCAAUUACUGGGAACCGACUCAUUAUCUCUUGCAGGGUUACGGUUUACAGACAUGGGAAUACGCGCCUCAGUUUGGUCUUCGAAGCUGGGCCUAUAUCCUUAUUCACGCAUUGAUCGGUUUCUUCACCAAAAUCUUUACAUCUACAAAGUUGCAAACAUUUUACCUUAUCCGCAUGGCACUUGCUGCUUUCUCGUCUUUUGCAGAAGCGAAAUUCUACCGCACCGUGGUGGAAGAAAUUAAUCCUCACGUAGGUCGCUACAUUUUGGUGACCCUGUUCUUCAGUGCCGGCAUGUUCAGUGCGGCUACAGCCCUUCUUCCUUCGUCGUUUGCCAUGAGCACUGUCUUUAUGGCUUUCUCUUACAUUUUGCGCCCUCCGUCUCACGUGGAUCGUAGUCGUACUUACUAUGCAGUUUUCUGGAUCGGUUUGGGCGCGUUGCUCGGAUGGCCUUUCAGUGCUAUACUGGGUCUCCCAUUUGCCAUUGAGGAAGUGGUGGUGUAUGGUCGUGACACCACGAUUGACAAGGAGGGUAAAGUGAUUCAGGUGAUCCGAUCCACUCACUGGCGGUUCAAACGAGCCUUCCGUUUAUUGGAAGCAAUCUUGGUGUGUGGCACUGGGAUUUCGCUUCCCAUCCUAUUUAUCGACCACUGGUUCUACAGAAACUGGAGUUUCACACCGCUGAACAUGGUGAUGUACAACCUGUUUGGUGGUGAAGCUCGAGGUCCUUCGCUUUACGGUACCGAGCCUUGGUACUUUUACAUUGUGAAUGGGUUCUUGAACUUCAAUAUCAUGUUCUUGUUGGCUUUGGGAUCGGUGUUUUGUGUGUUGAUUACGGCCUACAUUGAUCGACAGCGAGUACCUGGUGCGAGCCGCAUGGAUGCUGUGUGGCCAUAUAUCUUGCUUGGAUUAAAAUUGGUACCUUUCUACAUUUGGUUUACCAUUUUCACUUGCCAACCUCACAAGGAGGAACGGUUCUUGUACGUUGCGUACCCGUUGAUCACGCUCAAUGCUGCCAUUUCUUUGUACUUGAUCCGCAGUUGGGCCAGUCGCGUUGCUCGUGCUUUCGGUGCCAAUGUGAACGUGCGUGCGUAUGUUUUGCAAUACACUUCGUUGGCUUUCCUUGCUGUCUUUGCUCUGAUCUCUGUGUCGCGCAUCCUUGCCGUGGUGUUGCGGUACCGUGCACCUGUGAGUGUUUACGGUGCUCUUUGGCAAGACCGUGCACCGGAUCAGAUUGUCAACCUGAAUUAUCUUCAGGAGGACUUUCCUUACAAUGUAUCGCUCAAGGAAAAGAAUCUCUGUGUUGGCAAAGAGUGGUAUCGAUUCCCUAGCAGCUUCUUCCUUCCCAGUGAUGUUCGUCUUCAGUUUAUCCAAAGCGAUUUCAAUGGUCAGCUUCCCAAACCUUUCCAAGAAGAUUUGAUUGAGGUGACGUACGACCGUGCUGGGGGUAAAAAGGAGACUUGGCGCAAACGUCCUUUACGAUUCAAAGGUACCAGUGCCAAAGCGACCGGUUUCAAUGACCUGAAUGUUGCCGAUCCCUCGGUUUACGUGAGUACCUUUGCUCUUGGAAUGGUGAGUGUCGAUCAGUGUGACUAUUUGGUGGACACAGAUUUCCCUCUGAGAGCCACUACCCCCAAUGAACCUCGAUACGUGGACGACACCAAGACGUGGGAAAUUCUGGAUUGUCAGCCUUUCCUCGAUGCCGAAAACUCGAAGCGAUUGUCGCGCGCAUUCUGGGUGCCCGGUGCCAAGGGUCUCGCAUGGGGUGAAUACUGUCUUUUAAAGCGUCGACCGUAA